AUGAGUAUAAAGUCGGAAAGAUGGUCGAGUGCUUCUUCGGACAGCGACUUGUCUUUCGUGUUGUUUGGAGGUAGCGAUCGUUACUAUACGUUUGUGAAUUUGCUUUCAAGUGGCAUUGUUGUUGCCCCCCUUCUCGAACUGCUUGUGAUGUGCGGUGAAUAUCGGCAGUACGAGUGGAUCGUACGAUAAUAUUUAGAUUGUACAUGUGACAUAGCCUAUAUUUAAUGUUAAUAUAGGAGAGCAUCGCGGGGAAAUUCAAGGAUCGAACGCCAUACACGAAAUAUUAAAGGAACAGAUCGCGUUUUUAUCAGGUACAUUGGUAUAAAUACAUACUAGAUAUUUUUGUACUUAUUCUACGCUAUACUGUAGCAAUUGAAACGUGUAAUAAAAGGCCGCAUCUACCACAGAUCUCAAGUAUUUGAUACGAAAAUUGUCCUUUUAUUACACCAAAUACCACAAAGCGAUUACAGCUUGUCAAUUGCCUAUAAGCGUUUUAGGAUAUCAUGUCAUGUUGGAUUUUAAUUCACCUUUGUAGUAACAUUCACGAUGUGUGUGUGCGAUUUUAGGUUGUGAUAAGUAUGUUAAAAUGGUUGUAUUUUUAAUUAGGCGGUAAAGACAAACGUGGCGGCCCUGUGAUAACUGUUCCUAGUCGUGGUUCGAACCCAGACGUGAAGAGCGAGGAUUUUAAAAGAUUACUCGUCUACCUAGCCGGUCUUCCAAGGUAAGUUGAAAGGAGAACCGUUUGUGGCACUUGUGGUUUGUGGCCUUAUUUAUGUUUUUGUAUUGCACGCUUGUUUUGAACAGAUUUAAAUGUAAACUCCGGCGCUGUAGAAGCGAGUUUGAUUUGGUAAAUAUGCAUACUGUAAAUGUCAUCUGAAAAAGACGACCUUUUGAAAAUCACUGAGCCGUACGAAAUCAUAAAUAUAUCAUGUUUCGACGUCGUUUCUAUACCGCUGUGUUUUUUAGGCUAAUUUUUGACGGGUGUUUCAACACCCUUCGUUAAUAAUUGUCCCCAAAGGAGGUUGAAUGAAGUUGUAUUUUUAACUUCAAAUGACUCCUGUACUAUUUAUUUAGUAGAUUUUAUCAGCAUAAUGCCAUCCGCACAUUCGAGAUUACCGAGGACGCUAUUUGGCCUAUCACCAAAACCACCCAGCUAAAAACUCGCGCUCAGACUAUUGGAAUGUAAACUUUAUGUCUUAAAAUCAAAUUUUCGCUUUUGUUUAGUCAGGCUUAGCAUGUCUCGGCCAAUUUUGGAUGGUUUGACGGCGCUAUAAGCUCGUAUUUCGAAAAAUUGCUUGUAAUAUGAACUGUUUCUUAUUUUCGUUUGCCUUUGUUUAGGCGACCUUAACUCAUGCUGUGCUUUGCUAUUCAUGAAAAUAAAAGCAUUGUAGGAAAAUUGCAAGCUUGAGCGAAGAACGUUUGACCUUUUUUAAGUCUCUCAUUGUCUCCGUCUUUGUUUUGCUAAAGCCAGUUUGUCUGGAUUCUAAAAUAGUUUCGAAGUUUGCAACAGCAAAACGUAUGCCAAUUUCCUUGAUGCCUUCCAAAGGGGACUUUUAACCUCAACUUCAAGGGGGCAGACUGUAUGUGGGCCUCAACUGCGCGACUAUAAAAUAUUAUUGGUGUCAGCUUUCACAGACUUGCAAGGAUUUGCCAGUUUUAAUAUGUGUUCUAUGACCUAUCAGCUUGCCCUUUCAAGUAUACAUGGCAUAUAUUUCACAUAAGUACACCAUGUCAAGCUAGCUGGUUUCCCUUGGGAAUUUGCCUUGGCAAAACACAACACAACACAACACAACACAAUUAUUAUAAAUUGAUUAUGUGAGUCAUUGCACUUGAUUGCAGAUUACCGAGAACAAUGGUUUGCAAGAUGGUUUCCAAGGGAACAUUAAACUUGAUUUGCACAUGAGCCUUUUGGCAAAUUGCAGUCCCUUGAUUGUUUGUUAGCCUGCAAGCAGAUCUACACUUUACAUGUCACUUGCAAGUGCAACAUACAGUGCAUAUUUCUAGGAUGGCUUGCAAAGUUUUGAAAGCAGUGGCAGACCUUUUUGCAUACAAACGUAAAAGUGAUUGCCUCUUUCGAUGUAAGCUUGAAAAUUUCAGCUGCAUGACGUAAAUGCCUGGUUGCUUACAUACAAGCCCAGAUUUAUAGACUUGCAGUCACAUUAACCCAUUGAGGACAUUAGACAGAGUAAAAUAAUAGAUUAGGUGCAAUAUGCCACUAAUGUGUUAACUAAACACAUGAGCAGAUAGUCUGAUUAAGCCAUUGAGUGCCAGUGCACUCCCUGUGACGAGUAAAAUCAUCUGGCGUUAGACAGAGUAAAAUAAUAAAGUAAGGCACAAUGCAACUUAAUGGGUGAAAUAUCAAUAGCCAAUUACACUAUUUAUCUGGACAGAGGUCCCGUUAGUUAGAGACCUAUUUGAGCUUUUGUUAAAUUAAUAUAUACUUCAUACAUAGUUAGGUGUAUGAUAAAAUAAUAAUGGUUGCAAUUGUAUAGUUGACCAGUUCUAUAUGGUAUAUUGCUCUUCGUCAGCACAACAGGUCAUCAUUGUCCCAAAAUCAAAUCUAGGGACCUAUUUGGAGGGCUAUGCAUGUUGCUUGUCAGAUUUUCAAAACUGAUAUAUCGCAGUUUCAAAAAAGAUUGCCAUGUCACUUUUCUUCAUGUGACUUCUGCAAGUUAGUGUCGUACAAGGUGUCGUAUGUCACUAUUUUAUGUCACAUUGAAUAUGGAUGCACAAUCAGGAUACAUCAUAAUGGGUCAGACGCUCUCUGAUCAUAAUAUUAUAUUGAACCAAGCUUUGGACUAUAUCUAACUGUAUACAGUAUAUUAUACGCCAGAUCUACUCACAUUGUCCCCACAAUCAUAUAUGCUUUAAUUAACACUUGUUGUAAAUACUGUACUGAUAUGAGACUGUUAGUGCUGCUACUCAAUUUUUGCAUUUUCAAAACUAAUAUAUUUCAUGAAGAAAAGCUUACUGUAACAUUGAAACAAUCUUUUAACAUCCAACAGAUAUAUCAGGAAAAAUCAAGUUGAUGUUCUCAUUACUUCUCUACUUUUGUUUUACAAGCCUUAAAUGAAUUCUCAUUUCGUGGGGUUGUUAAAUCAUAUUUCAUGACACAAAAAUUCGUUAUUUCACAUUUCAUGAAAACAAUCGGUAAUUCACAGAAAUACCCUCUAAAUUAAGGUGUACCACCCUUUUAUCUGUUCCAUUAGCAAUUUGCAACAGCUGUUACAUUGCUAUGGAAAUUGUACCCAACUUUAUGCAAUGCAUAUAUGCAAAUUGUACCUACUGUAUCAUACUUAUAAAUACAUCUGUACAAGUAUAAGCUUUUUCUUUGACUUAAGCCCAGGUCAAACAAGGUGCAUUAGUAAUUUAGAGAUGGCAGUCAUGCAACUUUGGUUAGCUGUUCUUAAUGCUCUCCAAACACUAUCAUGUAUUGUAUUUAAGUUAAACCGUAGUUGGAACACUCAUCGAACCUUUAUUUUGUUAAUCUAGAGCUUGGAAUGUUCCCCUUAACAAUGUGUGACUGCCAAUAUCCUCGUAUGACCUGGGGUUUAGUAGGUGACUUUAACAAUUAUUUAACACUUAUAUUUGACUGCUCAUAAAACAGCCCUCGUUAUAUUGGACCGAAUGGCACUUUUAAUAGGAUGUUUUAAAGAGUACAUUAUCUGAAAGAACGAGAUAACACUCAGAGCUAUACAGUACAUCCACGUAAUGUGCAUUUUAUGUCAAUCAAAGUCAAGAUAUGUGACUGGAAAAAAAAUUACAGCUGGGCAAUAUUACUCCAUAAGACAACCUGUCUUUUUCAGCCAUUUUUCUAUUUUUUUCCCAACAAAUAUGAUACAGUAUAUACUAAAGUAUAAAGACUGUAAAAUUGCUUCAUUUUCUAAAUCUUUUUUAAAUUGUAAUUGAGAGAGAAAUUGCAGCCAAGUUGUCACUGUAUUGCACUUUUAUCACAACACAUUCUAAAGUAUAAUGAUAACUUAGAAUUUUAUCUAUAUAAGGGGUUGGAGUUCAAAUUAAUAUUACAAUUGACCAAUUGAUAUGUAAGACUCUCCCAUUGAGAAGUAAAAUCAUCUGGUGUUUGACGGAGUAAAAUGCUAAAGUUGGGUGCAUUGAGGUGCAAUGCAGCCAUUUAAGCUAGCCCCAUUGACAUGCAAGACGUUGAGACCCUUGUAAAUAUUUGAUCGUCUGGUGUUAGACAGAAUGAGAUGAUAAAGUUGGACCCAUUAAGGUGCAAUGUCACUUAUUAAAGGUUAAUGGCAUGCCAUUGAAAAUUUGAAUUGGGAGGAGGAGUUCCAAUCAAUAUCACAGUCAAUAUAAUUCUUGUGUAUUCAAAGUUAUCAUUGAAAGUAGUUGAAAGUACGAUAAACAACACUUGUGACAUGUUGUUGUUCUUAUUCAUGAGCAUCAUUAGUCAUAAGCCAAAGUUAUGAUCAAGCAAAAUAACAUGCUAAAGUAACAAGGGGAGGUAGCAUCAAUAAAAAAUAACUUAAAUUUCAUCAAGGCAUUUUACUUGUAUACUGUGUUUUUGAAAAACGCCAUUUUGACUCCAUGCACGUUCUUGUACAGUGCACUAUAAAAUAUUACAUUUAUAAGAUAUAUUUAUGUGCCACCUGCAAAAACAUGUAAAAAUACUCUUUGAGUAUUGUGCAUGUCAUGUAGCUUUGUUAAAAAUGACAUGCUAUUCAGAAAUAUGUAUUUUAAGCUCAAAAAGGCAUGAAGCUUUUUAUUGUGGCAAGAACUGUCUGUAUCUACGUACAGUACAACACUUACGAAGGCCUUUCUGGAGAAAUCUUCUUCCAAGCAGUUUGAGAGGGGGGGGGGGGGGGCAAAUUUAGGUUGCCAAUAUAAUACUAUUAAUCUCGAACUGUAUGAGUCAGUGUAUGUAGGUAGUUAUAUCCCCAUCAAUCAGAAGCUUUCUCAAUAUAGUACCACCCUUUUGUUGCUGUAAAUUGCAGUUUGAAGGGUGGCCCCCCUGCUCCUCACCAAUAUUACCUGAGUGUAAUUCCAUGGUAGUGAUGACAUUUUUGGGAAAAAAAAGUUGUCAAGAAUUUUCAGAAGCUAUAUUGGUAACAAUUCUCAACUGAAAUAUUAAGAUAUGAGUCACGUAACAUGAGUCACGUAACAUGAGUCACGUGUAUUAUGUAGCAAUCCUUACUAUUGUAAUCCAAAAUAUAAAAUUUCUUUGUGUUGGUAGUUUGCCUAACAUAUAGUCUGUUACUUGAUAGACAUUGUAUGUUUCUCCUUCGUAUGGUAUCCGACGAAAUUCAAAAGUAUUUAGGUUGGUGUGACCUCGUGUCACUUUGUCGUAACAUGAGUCACACACCAAUUUACGGCCACCAAUCUUGUCAUGUUAUAAUCAAAUGUUUAUUUUUUACUGUGAAUCAGUAGCUUACCAUUAUUUGUACCUGCAUGCAAAAAUAUGACAGAAAAAAUAUAUUAGGUAUUACACCAGAUCAAAAUAUCAAAAUGUAAUUUAAGCCAUUAGUAAUCUCACUUUUCCCUCCUAUAACAUGCAUUAGACAGGUUCAAGUAACAUUUAUAUAGAGCGCAUCACAGACCUUACUAAUUGUAAGGUCUGUGAGACAGGCUAGAGUUCACUGUUGAAGGGUCUUGUAGAUGGAAAUUAUCUACUGGAAAUUUUUGCACAUUUAUAAGACCUAACGGGGAACAGUUGUGAAAAAUAAAACUACAGGUCCCUGACAGGAAUCGAACUUGCGAUUCUGGUGCAGUGCCCUAACCAACUGAGCUACAGAGGCCAGUUGUCGAGCUAUAGCCACAAGUGCAUGUAUAUAUACUAGGGUACUGCCAUGUUAGAUUAUGGGUAAAUAUCAAUAUUUAUGAAGGGGCUUGCAUGUAGAUGGAAAUUAGCGAAAUGUAUGUAUUAAAAUAAAUUUCCGCUCAACAAUUUCCAUUUACAAGACCCUUCAACUAUUAUUCAAUCGAAAACAAAAACUUGAUACAGUGCAUUGUGCCUCGAUGGAUCAAUAUUCAUUUGCUGUAACGUGUAUUGUACUAAAAGGCAUUUUCAUUUAAAAAAUAUUUUCUGCUGUAGUAGCAAACGAAAUAAUGUGUUGUACCUGCUAAAAUUAUCGCGGAUAAUUAUCAUAAUUUCAUUAACAAAUACUGGUGGCAGUCGUCAUCGUUAUUUUUAAAGCAGAGCCAAUUUGCUCGAGUGUUUAAAAGCACAAGUUGAUAGAUUUUAUCAUUGUUUAAAAUGAUAAUACUAAUUAAAAGGACAUUUCCAUAAGAUAAAAUAACAAUUAUACUGUCACUCCUGAUAGCAUAUUGUCACCUGAUGAGCAACAUGUCAUGUAUCAGUUUCUAGAUUUUUACUGAAUUUUGUGUAGUUGAUGUGCAAUAAAAUGUUGUCUGUCAGUAUAUAUGGCUGUUGCGAUACAGCUGUGCCCAGCUACCAUUAUGAUUCGUACUUUAAAGCUUUCAUCCAUUUGUACAUAAAUACUGUACUGUAGGAUUUUGCUGUAGUCAUUAAUUUAUCUGAUGAGUGCUACAUCUUGUGGUAUGCCAGGGAAACUAAAUAGUAAUAAAGAUGCCCAGUGGACUUUAUUGUGCCGUUGUACACGAAUUUUGAAUUUAGGAUGAUAUAGCUAUAAAUAGGAUGAAAUGUCUGCCGCGGCUGGGCUUCGAAUCCACGACUUUCGAAAUACCAUCUCGACUAUUGUUUAUUACAUCAGUACCGUAUACUUACAGUAAAACGUACAUUAUUUAUAAUACAUGUAUAUAAUGCAAUUUACAAGAAUAUUUGUAUAGGCUAUAUCAGGUUAGAUAAAGAUUCAGCAUUUUUGAGUUCAGGUUCAAGGAUAUCAAAUAUCUCAAUUCUUAUAUUAAUUAAUUUUUUUCUUUGACUGCUGUGCUAGAUAAAUCUUUCAACCGUUCUACUAGGCUGCUAGACAUGAAACUGUAAAUCAAUACCAUACUCAUGGAAUGGUAGACUAAUUGAUUGCCUUUACUGACCUCGUGAAGGGGGUAGAGCUAGUUAUCUCAUUUAAACAGGCAAUUUUAUCUGUUAAAGGAAGAAUCUUUAUGAGUGCCUCUGGGUUAAUAAAAUAUUUGCAUGACAAAGAAACAUCUUAACAUCAAAGUUUAUUUUCUAAAAUUCUCACCACAUAGGUUUCCUUGCGCCCUAAUACGCCCUACUAUAUUAUUUUACUCUGUCAAACGCCAGACGAUUUUACUCAUCAAGGGGAGAGCAUGCAGUGGCGCUCAAUGGGGGUUAAUCAAGCUGUCUGCCCAUGUAUCUAGUUAACGCAAGCAAUCAACAACUACAUUCUGCAGAUUGAUUUCUUUCCUGAGCAAUCCAGAAAUCAAUUGGCCAAUUUGUUGUCAAUCUUCAUGUAUUUGAAUUGAUAGCAUGAUGUACACACUUUACACUAGAACAAAACCGUGUUCCUAGGUAUCCUAUGACGUUUCUUCUAUACUUUCUAUUAAAAAUGCCUAAGUUUUGACUCCCUAAGUUUUGCGUAUUGAAAUGCUUCGUUCUUUGAUAAAUACGUUUUAUUCAUCCAGGGCAAAAAAAUGAGGCAAUGCCAAUGAUUACUUACGCGGGGGGUCGUACACUCCUAAAUUGGAUCCUAAAUUCACUUGCAUUUAAAACCUACACAUUAAUUACCGACAAAUGUCUGGGUCUUGAAAGUUUCCUGUUAUUAAAGUGUGCCCUCAAGUAAAUAUUUCUUUGAAAUUGUGAAAAUGAACUACAGUACCUACUUCUGUAAGGCAGGUUUCAGUAAGAUUUAUAGACUUUAUAUCGUCCAGUCAUAGUCAAUGGAAUAAAGUUAGGAAACUCGAUGCAGACUUAAUAGACGUCAUUAUCUAUGUUUUUGUCAUGCCGAAAAUGGUCGGUUCAUCAUCAUAUGUGUGUUUUUUCCCCGUCCAACCAACCAAUACCAGUGUAUUGGUUUAAUUACCCAGUCAUGAUAUUACACAAUGACUAAAUAAAAACAUAGUUAUUAGUUGCUCUAGCUAGCGAAAAUACAAUACACACGUGACGAUGAACUGAUCAUUUCGUGCAUAAACCAAGGGAAAAAAAAUAAUGAGGUCUAUUAUGUCAAGUCUCUUAACCUUAGUCUAUUGAGUAUGCUCCAUUAGAUGGGAACUGCGAGGUGAUGGUCAAUUAGAUUUUUAUCAGCGUGUGAAAAUGAUUUUAAUAUUUUUUUUUUUGCAACUAAAAACCUCAUUGCACUUAAGGCUGGCUGGCACUAUAUCAAAGUUUCUGUGAUCACAGUAGGAAUUUUGCAUAGGUAAAGUUUUGAAGGAUUUGUAAGAAAUGAGGGAACAGAACUGUCUUAGUGUUUUAUAUUGAGUCAGUUCCUUGAAACAUUUCUUACAAAUCCUUCAAAAUUUAAAAUUUACCUGUGCAAAAUUCCUAUGCAAUGAUCACAGAAACUUUGAUAGUGUAAAGCAGGCUGUAGACAACACUUGGUGGCAAACCACUAUCUGCUUUCUGUAUAACGGGUACUGAAACCAACCAACAUGCAAUAUAAAUGCUGAUAUCAUCCGUGGGAGUAUAUUAUGGUAUGUUAUUGUUUCGAGUGCACUCUUAUCAGUAUAGAUUGCCGUUUCCUGAUAACUCUGUGUGAAAUGUAAAUUUCAUAAGUGGCCAUGUCUAAAAUGAAUAGCGAAAUUGAAUCGAUUGAAUUUAUACCCCCCUCCCCAUGAUCAGGCGGAAUGUCUUCCAACAUAAGCCAACAAUAUCAAACAUAAUAUUCAAACAAGGCCAACAUCUUGUGGACCAACAUAUUGGCUUCGCUUUGAACAGGCCUUUUUGGACCGAUUUAUGCCACUUUACUGUAAUUUAAUUGGUCAUGUCUGACGUCAUGCUGACGUUGUCUUUGUGGUUUGUAUUGAGGAAAACGCACUGAUAACCCAAUGAUGACAUUUAAUAAACAUUUCCUAAUCGUUGAGAUAAGAAGACGUGUGGCUACAUUACUUGUUGCUGGAACUUGUCAACAUUUGUUAAGAGUACGAUAUUUUCUCCGUAUUGUUGACGUCAUCAUUACUAGUUUGCGUAUGGAAAAGCACACUUAUAACUAAAGGACGAUAAUUGAUAACAUUCAGAUGCUCUCAAAAUUUAUAAAAAGUGCGCUGUUGUUUAAUGCCGAUUAAUUGCACACCCAAGGGUAAAAUGUUUUGUUAACAUGUUUUUUUUUAUCUAUCUAUUUCAAAAUUUUUAUAUUUUGUCAAUCCUGACAUGUGUAUAGAAACCAAUUUUAACAGUUUAUGUGCCCAGACAGUUUAUAACCCUUUCAGAAAAUGCAUAUCAGCCCGUUGUAUAAUUUAUGCAUGAUAUUAUAAUUUAUGCAUGAUAUUAUAAUUUAUGCAUGAAUUCGCGGGCGGAAGUCUUUUAGUGCCCUUGCUGUAGUUUCACUGUGUAGUUUCCAUUAACAUUGGUAUACCAUCUCUUAGUCUAGAUCUGACAGAAUUACUGACAGUCACUCUCGGUAAUUUUCUGUUCUUAUUUUGUAGUGACCAUGCAAAGGACCGGGGUUUUAGUAUUGUUCUGGACAUGCGUGGUAGCACAUGGUUAGCCAUCAAACCUGUGUUAAAAUCACUGCAGGUAUCUUGUCAUGAACUGUUAUUAAACGCACUGUACAAUUUUGAUAUUGUGCUGUUUAAAUGUGUCACUGUAGUCAAUAUAUCAACGCACUUGGUGGCCCAGUGUACAGUAUUUUACAUUAAGCUGUCAUACCCUAACGCCUGUAUUCUAAAAGCUCACUCAAAGAGUGGAGGUUUAAUCUGAGCUUCCCUUGAGCGUCAGUGCUGUUUUUGAAUAGCUGGAGGAUGAGUAGUCACAUAGUAAGUUACGACAUUAACGCCUGUAUUCUAAAAGAUCACUCACGCUCAAAGAGUGGAGGUUUAAUCUGAACUUCCCUUGAGUGUCAGUGCUGUUUUUGAAUAGCUGGAGGAUGAGUAGUCACAAAGUAAGUUACGACAUUAACGCCUGUAUUCUAAAAGCUCACUCACGCUUAUACUCAAAGAGUGGAGUUUCAAUCUGAGCUUCCCUUGAGUGCCAGUGCUGUUUUUGAAUAGCUGGAGGGUUAGUCUCGUACCUUACUAUGUGACUACUCACCCUCCAGCUAUUCAAAAACUGCACUGACACUCAAGGGAAGCUUAUAUUGAACCUCUACUCUUUGAGUGUGAGUGAGCACAGACGUAAGACCACUCUAGUUAAAGUUUCCUGGUUAAAGCGCGACUAACUACAAAUAUGAUUUUUGGUAUGUGUAAUAUUUGGGUCAUUCGAAGAAGAAAUGUAAUAUAUCUUUAUAAUAAAAAGUCUCAUCUUGGAUUCAUGAUCAAAUUUUUCACUUUCAAAAUUUCCGGAUGUGAUAUCAUUAGGUGAAUUGCAAAUUACUUUUCCUUUGUUUUUCAUACCACAAAUUCACCUAUAAAUGACAUCAUAUCUGGAACUUUGACAGUGAAAAAGUUGGUCAAGGUUGCAACAAUAUUGUUAUAUCAUGACUGUAUCGGACUUGUUGGACAAUAUCAACAAGCUUGUUACAAGCUGUUAACAACUUGUAACAAGCUUGAUGGCAUUAUCAGACUUGUUACAAGGUUGGUCUAACAAGUCUGAUACAGUCAUGAUAUAACAAGAAUGUUACAAGGUUGACGACACAGGGUUGUUGGAACAACCUUGCAACAAGUCUGAUAAUAUCAACAAGGUUGUUACAAGUUGUCAACAGUUUGUUCCAUACUUAUUGACAACUUGGGACAACUUGUUGACAACUUGUUGACGACUUGCUACAAGAUGUGAGACUUUCCGUGUGUAUAGACCAUCUCACUGUAUUGACCUUUUUGCUUUUUAACGUUUUCAAAUACACACGUAAGUUUUUACAGAUCUGCAAACGAGUUGUAGCAAGGUUGCUGUCAAGCCAAUAUCAGGAUGUGUUCGCACUGCUUGUUCCCAGUUGUUGUGACAAGUCUGGAACAAGUUGUUAUCACCAUGUUACAAGGUUGAUGACGGUAACAGACUUGCUAUACGAGUUGUUCCAACAAGACCAAUACAGACUGUUCGUAACAAGUUGCUAUACGAGCUUGUUGUCAUCAACUUGUUAUUUGUUCAACUUGUUAUACCUGCAGAUGAUAUCUGACUUGUUGGAACAACUUGUUGCGAGUCUGUUGGCCUCACAUCAACCUUGUUACAAGAUGACAACAACUUAUUCCAGACUUGUCAACAACUGGGAACAAGCAGUGCGAACACAUCUUGUUGACAAACUGUGAGAUUUUUAUCCGUGUAGUUCAGACAUACUGUAGACAAUGGCAGCUUAAUGCGAAAUACUAUACUAUUAUACAAUGUUCCUAUAUCCUGAUAAUGCAUGGUAUUGCCUAUACUGUAGUUGAAGCAUGAAUAUAUACAGUACGUACCAAAAUCGUGAUGUAUACAUAUAUACUGUACAUCUUGAAAACUAUGACCAAAUUUGUCUACCAAUAUAAAAAAUUCUGCAUGUAAACGUUAAAAAUUAAACUGGUACUUCAACGAAGAACGUCCAGUAUAUUUUGACAUGAAAUUGUUUGAACUGUUUUGAAGAUUUUUUAUUUUUAUUUCGCUGUAUAUACUCCACAGCCAAAACAGUAAAUCUUGCAUAAGACAACAAAACAUGGAUAUUUCUAAGUGAUAUUAAGUAAAGAACUUGUAUUUAACACCACAGAAUAGACCUUUCGAUACAGUCCCAUAUUUUCCUAAUGUUUGUUUGUGUUUCUACAACAAGUGAAAAAAGAUUGAACGACUGAAUUGAUUCCAAACAGCUGCGUCAUUCUGUACGUUAUGAAAAAAUAUUUUGAGCAAUCUUUCUGUUACUUUUCCGGCUUUCUGUUUGCGAUGGAUUCUAAUCUUAAAUGUUUCUAAAGAAAUUUUUAACUAUGUAAACAAAAAGUUUAUUUAGGAAUGCAAGACCCAUCGCAUGCUUUUGAAUUUAACUAUAAACGAAGCGAUAUAAAUGAUUUGUUGUUUCCUUCUAGUUAUAUUUCCAUUUUCAUUAAAUAUACCAUUCCUUACCUUUUUCUAGGAGUGUUUCCCGUCGAAAAUUCAUUCUGUCUACAUAAUAAAACCCGAAGGUUUUUGGGAGAGGCAUAAGGCUUCGUCUGGAAGUGGAAAGUUCAGUUUUGAGGUAAAGAUUAUAUUUCGUCCUGUCAUCAAUAAUUAAUUGCCAGAAUUGUUUGAGCCGGAUUAAAUUACGGUCAACGAACGACAUGACCUGCAUUUGAAAACGUCGAGUCAGUUAUAAAGUCUAAAAUGCGUUCAUGUUUUAUGGAUUCGAGUUAAGAUGUCUUCAAAAAGGUUUGUGUUUGUUUAAUUUUGUUACAUUUUAUGUCGUUUUUCUGAUUUAGUGUUUAGACGUUUAUUAUUUUUUUGUCUUUAAAAUUUUAUCAGCGUUCAAGUACAUUGCUAGGAAUCUUGUCAUUUUUCUCCUGUUGGCUGAUACAAGCUUAUGUGUGGUCGUAAAGUUGUUUUACAUGGCUUAAAAGAUUAGUUCAGUUGUUGUAAACACUGCUGAGCGCUCAGUAGCUCACGUACAGUCAUCUCCAAGCAUUAACAUUGCUUAUCGUUCGUAUAUUAAGCGAGAGUGGAGACUUUGAAUGAAAAUUAACCGAAUAUUCCGCAUUUUUACCAGUUUGCAUCACCGUUAUAAGCGUUUAGUAAUGUAUUCGUUCUUCAAAAUCGCUAUUUCUCAAGCAUUCUGCACUUGAGCGAUGAUUUUUAAGCUCGAUAUACCCGUUGCAGAAUUCCCAGACGGAAAUCGUCAUGAAUUAAUGAGCAUUGUGCGAUGCCACGUUUAUUGUUCAUUUUAAAUUACUGCUAUGAAUAUUUAAAACUUUUUGUGAAAACUGUUUGAUUUAUGAUUUUUUGCACAUUUCACAAUUUUGUACAAUAAAUAUAUAUUUUAGAAUUUCGGAUACUUGUACAUUAUAACAUGUCUCUGUCGUCUGAAGAUCAUUGGGGAACAUUAUUUUUGUUCAUAAUUUUUUUAUGAUUUUCGAGUGCAAAUCUCAUAAAUCUUAUUGCAAUGUUGUCUAGUCGUUGACAUUUUAUAGCAAAGUUUGUUAGAGGUUUAAUACAGCCUAAAGUCGGCACAGAUCAUGUUUCGUUCAUUGGAAUACGGUGAAGUAAAAAUUUUUAACUUCGAGUUUUGAUUUGGGUUUCUAAAGCAGUUUUUUUCAAACAGUCCUCAUUAUUUAAAAACACCUGCGCCGAUCGUUUACUUUUCUUAUAUCAAGUAAAUUAAUUUGCAGUGUGCCAAAUUGCAAACUGUAAUGAAUACUGUACGAUAUUUUGACACUUACGUCUAGUUUUGGUCAGUCUUCAUGUUUACAUCGCAUUGUUUUCUAAAAAUUAGUGUUACUGUGGCCACAUGCUUGAGUAAACUAUCCUUGACCUUGUGCACAGUAUUAAGUGGUGUCAAUAAGUUAGAAUUUUCUUGGCAAUCAAAGCUUGCAUAUUUUACUGACGUUAGUGGAGUUUGUGUUGUUCAAGGCGGCAAAGUGAUAAGUUUGCUUAAAAUGUUAGAAAUAUAUGAAUUUUAUAUCUUCACUGAUGGAACGACAUGAUAUAUGUUAUGUCAUCUCAUCUGUUGUAAUAGUUCAGUAAUUCGUGUGGUAUCGAGCUCAGUGUAGAAUAUUCAGUUGCAUUGUUUUAGAGUUAGCCAUAGUGGACACGUGUGAUUAGUUUGUGAUUUUUAUCGCAAGGAUGUUAUUUUAUUAUCGUGGCUAGUUAUUGAACCGUCAGCUUACACGUUUUUGCUCAUCAUUUUGGAGAUUAACAUUAGUUUAGGCCAUAAAUCACUAAAAUAAUAUCGGGUGACGUGUUGAUGAUCUAGUCCAUGCUAAACAGGUGAAAACAGAAAGCCAUUGUCUUCUUCUGAAUAGGACGCUAGUACGUGCUAGUUUUAUCCGAAUCUGAUAUACGGACUCAUCUGUAUACCGAAGUGAGCCAGGUGAAAGCAGUGCGCAAUUUGAAGGCUUUAUUCUUUCCACAUGAAUUGUAUGAUAUCACUUUAGUUUAUGAUUUCCCACUUUGAAGCACACAUUUAUUCACCAGUUCAGUCAACUACACACAGAUAUGCAAACAAGUUGUGUUCGCACUGCUUGUUCCCAGUUGUUGUGAUGAGUCUGGAACAAGUUGUUGUCACCGUGUUGCAAGGUUGAUAACGGUAACAGACUUGUUAUACAAGUUGUUCCAACAAGGCUGUUCGUAACAAGUUGCUACGAGCUUGUUAACAAGUUGUUACGUGCAGACGAUAUCAGACUUGUUGCAUGGAACAACUUGUUGCGAGUCUUUUUGCCUCGUCAACCUUGUUACAAGAUGAUAACAACUUGUUCCAGACUUGUCAACAACUGGGUGAAAACAUCAGUGUUGUUGACAAACUGUGAGAUUUUUAUCCGUGCAGGAGAGUGCACUCUUCUCAUUUGAUUACUGCAUGCAAGACAUCGUAUGUAACAUCAAAGAACAUGUAUUAACUUCGUUAAACGCCCCACCAGAAAACAAGUACUUCCUCAUUAGUCGAGUAAACUUAGCGAUCGGUAGGACAAUGUAAAACAUUCUAUGUGGAUUCGUAAGACAUUACCUUUCAGGUGGCCUACAAUUGACGAACUUCCAAUUCACUUUGUUAGCCCCCCAUCAGAGCUCGUACUCAUUCAUCAUUCAACGAGUCAAUUAAAAAAGGGCACAGGGCAGACCCAAGUCUACUUUCACGAGUUUUGCAAUUAAAUACUACAAGUACAGGAAUCGCUGCAUGCUCAAUAUCACCAUGAUAACCUAAACGCAAUUGGCCCUCUGCAUUAAUACCAAAAAUGUGUUAAAACAAUGUGUGACUGUAUGGCAUAUGGGGUUUCGGUUUUGUAUUCACGAGAGCAAGCGCCCUUUACCUCUGAGUUCGUGGGUUCGAUUCUCGCUACGGACUCUCCUAUAAAAAGAGUCGACGCUCUGUUGAAAGUCGUAGGUUUUCUCUAGGUGCCCGCUCCGGUUUCCUCCCACAGGGAAAGUUGACAGGGUGGGUUUGGAUAAACAUGCAGUUCAGAAAGUAAUAUCACAAUUGUUGUAAAAGAUAAAAUAGUCUACACGCGUAAGAAUUGAGAAAAUCAACAACUUGUUCCAGGUUGAUAUCAACAGGCGUGAACAAGGUUGUGCGGCCCACCGCUAUGAACGGUAUUGUCAACAUGUUGUUACAGCAUUGUUCAAGUGUAACAACUUGGAACAACAUGGUUGACAACUUGUUCAUAGUUUGCCGCACAACAUUGUUCACGCCUGUCGAUAUCAACUUGGAAUAACCUGUGCGUUUUUAGCCGUGUAGGUUAAGUAUGUAAUUUGGUAAGCGUAAUACUUGAUGUAAAGCGCAUUUGAUCAUACCCACAUGUGAAUUUGUGCUCUAGAAAUCGUAAUCUUACCGUGGGAUUUUCAAAAUGGAUAUUCCAAUCACCGAAUCUGAGUUCUCAAACCCUGUCCCGAUAGGAUAUGAUCCUACUAACAUAUUACAUUUCAAAUGUUUCAAACCGUGUCCCGAUAGGCUAUGACCCUACUAACGUAUUACAUUUCAAAUGUUUCAAACCGUGUCCCGAUAGGCUAUGACCCUACUAACAUAUUACAUUUCAAAUGUUUCAAACCGUAUCCCGAUAGGCUAUGACCCUACUAACAUAUUACAUUUCAAAUGUUUCAAACCGUGUCCCGAUAUAGGCUAUGACCCUACUAAAGCUUCGGAUACACGAGCAAUAUUUUUGCUGCGAUGGUUACGCAAUGGGUGAUAACAGCAUUGCGUUGCCGUCGCACAAGGUGGCUACACCUGAAAUAUUUCACCUGCAAUAUAUGUCUUCAUAACGCUUUUCAUUGGCUGGUCAAGAAACGUGUCAUUCAUCAACCUUGACCUUUCUUGACCACACCUCCCAAUUUUCGGCAAUCAUUGCAGAAAAUCAAAUGAUUUGAAAUUUCGGCGACGAUUGCGCGCAGCUUUGCGUUGCCGUCGCAGAGCAUGAUACACAAGCAAUUUCUUUCUCGCGACGGCAAUGCAACGAUUUUACCACCAUUGCAUUGCCAUCGCCAGAAAAGUAUUGCUCGUGUAUCCGUAGCUUAACAUAUCACAUUUCAAAUGUUUUGUUUUCAAAUACUUAUUGUUUUCUUUGAAUGUUUGUUUAAACUCUAGGUGACAUUCAGCUCAGUAGAGGGUCUGUGUAAAUAUAUCGAGCCUAGUAGCCUGACGUUGGGAUUUGGAGGAACACUUGUGUACAAUCAUGAUCAAUGGGUGAUCAUGCAGAUGGUAAUGUAUUUCUUUAUAUAUAAAGGUGUAUAGGAUAGUUAUGUUUAGCUGUUGAUCAAGCAAGCAUGAAUUAUUAAUGAGUUUUACAAGUAUUGUUAAAAAUCACCUGUAAAAUUAUGAUUACAAAGCAUAGUCUAUGAUAUGAUGGACUGGAAACUGCAGAAGUGUUUGUUAUAUGAAUUUAUAGUUCGUGUUGAUUUGUGUAACCCAGAAUAAAUUGAGGUCCCUGGAGCGGCGGAGAAACAGUCUACGAUCAAUCAACGCUAAUGCCGUGCAGUUUCCCCCGCACAACGGGGGGCGGAAUAUGAUUGGUUGAAAUUUUCCUUUGUGAUCACGCCGAAAAUUGCAUGAAUUACAUUGUUAUGUGUAAUAAUUCAUAGUUGCUCUGCGUCCGCCAUCUUGGACUUGACAUUUUUUAAUAAUUUUAAAUUAAUUAUGCAAAAUACUGCUUACGUAACUGUACGGCAUAGUGUUGAUUGAUCGCAGACUGUUUCUCCGCCGCUCCAGUGGGAUUCGGCUUUCAUGUAAAUAUUAUGAACAACAAAGAAAUGAUUUAACAAAUACUCUACAAAAUGACUUUAAUGUACCGAUAAAUUUCCAAACAACUGAUGACUUACUAAACAUAUUGUCAUCGAAUAAUCCCGAUUUGCUCAACAUUUUCUCAAAAUUUCUUUUCGGUUGUUUUAAGAAACGUGAUGAAUGCCUUGAAACUAGGUUACAUUCGAAGUAGUUAACUUUCUUAAAAUUUGAUAUUUAUAUAUGAUAAUUAUUAUUUCAUAAUUCAAAUCUUUGGUAUUGCAAAUAAAUAGUCAGAGAUCCUACAACAUUUGUUAUUUUGUAAAGUAAAGUAAAAUAGAUAUAAAACUUAUUAAUAUUGUUAAUCACAUUUUAUGUAAUAUAUUAUUGAAAACUUUAGCAAUACCUUGUAAAUAGGUCAUGCGAAUAAAGUAAUAAAAUAGCAAAUAGCUUAGAUCAGUCUGCCGGUUGUUCAAAAGCUGGUUAACUUAAUCCUAGAUUAACGCAAAUUUCAAAGCAAUCUUCCCAACAGCCUCCACACUCAGAGUAACAUCACAAACAUCAUAUUCACCUGAGUACACAACACCAACACACACAAAACAAUAUGAAGAUAGUUUUCCAAAAUUCAUGUCUGCGUCAACAGAAGUUUUAUUUUCCAAAGUUUUGAAAUGAACAGAAGUGCAAUUGUACCCAAACCAAAACGGCGGAUUAAAUUUUAACCCAGGGUUACGCUAAUACACCUUUGAACAAUCGUCCCCCGGACUUCGUCCACUAUCGACCAGGGGUGGAUCCAGCAAGGUUUCUCUGGCGGGGGGUGCUGUGUCAGCAGUCAAGUGUUUCGUUAUAAUUUUUUAGGGGUGGGUGGGUGGUAGAGCAUUCAAAUGAAUUGGCCUCCUAACGACUUGAGGGCCGAAGGCGCAAGCUCCCUAGGGGGUCCAGGGGUAUGAUCCCCGGAAAAUUUUGAAACUCUAGAAAUGCCAUUUCCUGCGAUAUGGGCAUUGAAUUAUGAGCUUCAGUUUGACUUCAAAAAAGGAAAACCUUGGAAAUUGUGCCAUAUUUCUGAAUUUGAUUUUUUUGCACACCCCCCCUUGCCCCCUGUUGAUCAAGGCCAACAGGGGUGCGCACCCCUGUCCACCCCUACCCUAUAAAUCCACCCCUACAAUCGACCCCUUUUCUAAAUUCCGAUCUCUUCUGUGUAAUUUCCAGGCAUUAGAGAAAUUCAAUUUCGAGGCGAUGUCUCUGUUGACAAAAUUGGAAGAAAUUCACGAAGGUUUAAUACACCAAGACUAUGCCGACGACAUUGUAACGUUACGUGAACAAGUCAAGCACAACCAACACGUUAGAAAAUGGAUAAUUAAAGCCCCCAUUGAAACGUUGGAAGAGGAGGGGAGUAAACUCCUAGAGUGGAUCACGGAAAAUAAACUCAAACAUGCCGACGCCGCCAGUGAAGACUGGAAAACAACCGGUGCUAGAAUAAAGAAUAUUUUAGAAAAUUUGCACGGGAAGAGGGAAAAGUUAAAGGAUUCGUGGCAUAUUAGGAAACAUAGACUUGAUCAAUGCAUCCAGUACCAUCUUUUUCAACUUGAUGCCGAAAAGGUUAGUGGCGGAUUUAUUAAUGAUUUAUUAUAUGGCAAGCAUCACUUCCGGUGAAAUGGCGGACUGUGAUUGGCUGAGAAGCACUUUCAGCGGUCCAUUGUUUUUCCGUAAUGGACCGGCGGUCAUUACGUAAAAACAAACGCAUGUUUUUAAAACAAAACAGGAAAACUAAUUGAAAAUUUGAAAAUUAUAAUUUAAUUUGUUAGAAGUGAACAUUCUUCAUUAAUAACGAUAAGCAAAUGGCAAGCCCGACCAAUGGCAGUGCGUAAAACUCCUAUCAAUCUCUUACGAGUUACGAUUAACCAAAUACAGGUCAAGUUUACAUCAAAAAUAGUCAGUAAAAGUACAUUAUGUUGUUCGAUUAGGAACGUUUUAAAAAAGGUUACACCACAUUACAUGCCGAGUUUCACAUCUUUACAAUUCGAUUAAAAUAUGAAGCCUUAAAAGUACUUGUUGUACAAAAUAGUGUUUUUAAAACAAGAGUGGAAUUACUACUGAGACAUAUUCAGCCUUUCCAAAUGACGUCACAACAGAUAAUUUGACAAAGCUGUUUGACUUCCGCCAUUUUGGGUGGAAAAUGUUAGCAAAAUAAAAACAUACACGGCAUCCAUGCAUUAGCCGUCAAAAUUUCACAGGUUUACUUCGGCAGAGCUUCAGUUUAUCGCUUUCAUUUACCUUACUUAACAAAGGGAUUUUUUUUCAGACAGUCGUAAUAAUAAUAAUAAUAAUAAUAAUAAUAAUAAUAAAGAUUUAAUCUGGCAUAUCCACAUUACAUGGCUCUUCAUCCAUACACUUAAAAAAACUAACAAACUAUUUCUAAAUUUUUACAACUGUCUUGUACAACUACAAGUACAAUAUAAAUAAAUUUGAAUAGUUAAAAUCAGGUUAUGUGAGAAAAUUAAUCAAUCCUUAUCAAUCCUUUCUCUACCUUGAUCUAAUAAAAUUCUUUUAAGAGUAAUCUUAUAAUUUUUAAAAUCCAUUAGUUUCAAAUGUUCUGGAAGACUAUUAAAAACUCUAGCAGCAUUGGACUGAAAACUGUCUUCAAUGUUAGAAUAUUCAAUUUUCAAACCACCGUCACAGUUACUACGCAGAACUCUUGAAACUCUUUUGACUUGGAGCGAUAGAUCACUUGGCCAUUUGUUAUCUCUUAGGGCCUGAUACGCCAGUUUCCCAAUACUAAACUCAAUCCUUUCUUUGAUUGGUAGCCAUCCCAAUGUUAGCACAUCAUUCACUUUCGCAAAUUUACCAAUCACAAAACUUGCCGCAGCAUUCUGGACUUUUUGUUGUCGUUUGAGUAAAUAAUCAGGCAAGGAUCCGUAUAAGCAAUUGCAAUAAUCCAGUUUGGAUAAAAUCAAUAAUUCUGCUAGUUGUUUUCUCAACGAGAACGGCGUGAUACGUUUCAGCCUCCUCAAGCAAGCCAGGGACGAAUACGUUGAUCUUAUUACCUUUUCCAAAUGUGGAUUCGUAAAACCUUGCUAAACCUAAUAUCGCGUGAUUUCUGAGCGUGACGUGAUAUUCCAACUUGAAUGCGGGACCUGAAUAGAUAGGGGAUAUUAACAAGCUGUGCUUGCAUUUAAGAUCAGUAUUAUUAUUAUCACUAAGCUGACAAGAGUCAUUGAUGACGUCACUACUAAAGCAAUAUUCGUUACCAGUCCCGUUUGCUUAUUCCGUGUAAAAAAUGUUCCUAUUUCGUUAUUGAGUAUGGGAAUGGCGCAGUCAUGUGCUGCCAUAGAGCAGCGUGAUAAAACGUAUUUAUUUUGCCUUGCAGAUGAGACAAUGGAUCAAAGAAAGUCAAGAGGAUCUUGUUUCAAACUUCAGUGAAGUCGGAAACGACGAAAAUUCCUCGAGCGAACUACAGCAAGAGCAUCAGAAUAUACAAAAUUCGUGUAACGUAAGUGUGCUUAAAAUGUUUGUUUACUUGGUUAAUGGUUUGUUUGCUGGUUUAUGGCGUGAUCCGUUGCAUUGUAUGGGUUUUAGCAAGGAUUUAAGAUUGUCAAGAGUUUAAAAUUGAGGAAGUGUAGCUAGCAGACGCGUACAGUAUAAAGCCUUGGAUGAGAGUUCAUGACAGUUGACCGUCAAUUUCCAUCGACUCUAAUGAACUUUCGUGACUUUGAGCUGCUUCAAAUUUUAACGAGAGCUGAUUAGCGAUUUUCUUCGUUUGAUCUACACGCGCGAUAAUAUGCAGUCAACUCUCAUGCAACUCUUGUUUUCGUUUGUUCGGAACAAGAGUUGAGAAAAUUCUCAUGCAAACUCGGGCUUGUCAACUCUCGUCAAUUCUCGUCCUUGUUUGAGGUCCUCGUUUGAGAUCUUACGUUUCAAAACAUAACUGCUUUUUUAGUAAUGACGUUUAGGGUGGAUAUUGUUUCUCAUAAAAGGCUUCCUAUAGUGAUAUUCAUGUUGAUUACAUGAUAAUCAUUCCCUUGCAUAGCAAAUUUUUCCGGAUGCUUACUUGACAAAUGACAACUUUUUUUGCGGAAAUUUGAAACGUAUAAUUCGUGCCGAUCAAUACUGUCAUGGUGAAUUAAUUUACAGCACAUUUGCAUUAACUGGACACAUUCUGAAAACAAAGUCUAAAUUCAUACAGAACUCGCAUAUUUAUCACUAGAAACACGAUUCACAAGUAACCAUUAAACUGCAUUACUUCAGGUUACUGAGUAUGGCUCAUUUUAUUUACACCGUUUUCUGUUUGGUUAUUAGACUACUUAAUUAAAUUCAUCCUAGGAAGUUAAAACUCACGCAUGUUAUGACAAAUAUAUGACCACAUGUUGUAUAUUCGACCGACAAAAACGACAUGUUAUAUUCGACCGCGCUUCUAUGUAACUUAUAUAAUAAUAUAGAUGAACAGAUUACUCAUUUCUGAUUGGCUAAGAGCAGUACAAUUAUUUUUGAAAUUUCACACUGUGCAAUUACUGCAGUCCAAUUAACAAAACAAGAGCAGAGCCUGGAAAUGAGGCAGAGAAAAUCAACAUGGUGGCAGAUAUAAGUAGCAAUGUAAAUUUUCACUUUUUGUACGUGAAUAUAUCGCACAUGAAUGUAACAAUUUAAGUACAAGGAGCACAUAGACUAAAAAGGUUUGCUGCGAGUUUUUCAAAGACGUCAAAUGGCACUCGUCCUUCGCACUCGUGCAAUUUUGAUCGUCUUUGAAAAACUCACUCGUGCAUGUUUUUCCCAAAUUGCACGAGAAACCAUAAGGUUCGGUCACACGGAGCGACAAGUCGCAGGGGCAUGUUGCAGGGACAUGUCGCCCGAAACGAGUCACACGAAGCGACAAUGCUAGGCGAAAACAAGUCGCACAAGCGCUUACAGGCGCGUGGUCACACGAGGCGACAAUUCAUGCGACAAGUCAAAGAACUCCCAUGAGGACUUAUAUUGAAAUUGAGCGUGCAAGUAGUCAUGGGAAUGAUAUUUUGUGAUUGGUCGGACUAAUUAUUUCCCCGCGACUUGUGAACAGACUAGCUCACACGAUGCAACAAGUCGCGGCAACGGUUUUUUCCCCCGCGACACGUCGCAUGAAAUCAAAUCAAUUUGAUUUCAUGCGACAUGUCGCGGGGACAAUUUUUUGUCCCCGCGACAACGCUUACACAUGUGACACACGAUGAAAUUCGACCCCGCGACAUGUCCCUGCAACAUGCCCCUGCGACUUGUCGCUCCGUGUGACCGAACCUUAAGGCCAAUUUAGACUACACAACUUUUGCCUAAAACUGUCGCAUGCAACCUGCUUACAACUUGAGUUGUACUGUGUAAAUCAAACACACAACUCACUUACGUUGUCGUGGGUAUACUAUAGGGAGUUUAAGCUUCACGUUUCCGGGAACAGCAAACGGCAGGUUCGAACAUUCUUGGCAAAAUUUUCGUUGAACGUUUUCGUUUCAUAUUUUCUUUCUUGCGUCGAAACAGUGAGAAUAUGUUUCGUUCGCUACUCUGGUUUAAAUAAAUGAUUACAAAGCCCAGUCGAAUUGUAAUCAAGACCCAACGUUUCGACACUCCAGUCUAGUGUCUUCAUCAGGGGUGAUCUAAAAUUGCAAUCGUGGUUUCUUAAAUACCCAAGGGAUGACGUCACCUGCCAAUGAGAUGCAUAUAUUCCUCUGGCAAAUAGGCGCCGUCAUUCCUAUUCAAAGCAUGAUUACUCAUAUUAAUAUGCCACGCUUCUAGGCAAAGUCUUUGACCAUAGCGAUUGUUUGUGGUAAUUACUUUUUAGAGUUUUCCCACGCAAUCUCGUGUUUGGUGUAACAUACAUGUUCGGCUAAAGCUGAUUUUCCCUUGUCUAAAGUUGAAACAGCCUUUUGAUGUUCUUUUAGCCGUGUACCAAACUGGCGUUUAGACUGACCCAAAUACUCUUUCUCACAGUCACCGCAUGGUAUAGAAUAUACAGCAUGAGUUUUCUGAUUUGUUUUAACAGGAUCUUUUGGCUUUGCAAAAAUAUGGCCUAAAGUCAAAUAGGGUUUUAAGGCAACCUUAAUAUUACAAUUACUUAAGAUUCUCUUGAUUUGUUCUGUGACACCUUGAAUGUAUGGAACUAUUGCAUAACCCUUAACAGAGGUAUCACCCUCGGAGUUAUUUUGAUUCCUACAAACAGGUGAUCUCAGGCAAUCAUUAAGAAAACGUUUUGGGUAAUCGUUUUCUUAAUGAAAACUGAUGCUGUAUAUUCUAUACCAUGUGGUGACUGCGAGAAAGAGUAUUUGGGUCAGUCUAAACGCCAGUUUGGUACACGGCUAAAAGAACAUCAAAAGGCUGUUUCAACUUUAGACAAGGGAAAAUCAACUUUAGCCGAACAUGUAUGUUACACCAAACACGAGAUUGCGUGGGAAAACUCUAAAGUAAUUAUCACAAACAAUCGCUAUGGUCAAAGACUUUGCCUAGAAGCGUGGCAUAUAAAUAUGAGUAAUCAUGCUUUGAAUAGGGAUGACGGUGCCUAUUUGCCAAAGGAAUAUAUGCAUCUCAUUGGCAGGUGACGUCAUCCAUUGGGUAUUUAAGACAGGGCCUUUUUUAAGGAUUUUCCCGUGGGGGGGGGGCAUUUCUGUGAUAUAAUAUUAUUAGAAGGGGAUAGCAAUGGGUGAAGGCCAUGUGUGUGGCCAAUAUACCACGCAUGAUUGGGGGGUCUGGGGGUGUACUCCCCCAGAAAAUUUUUGAAAUUUGAAUCCCGGAAAUGUCAUUUCCUGCAUUCUGAGCAUCCAAAUUUGCUCCAAAAUUUAUGCUAACUAUACUUGUAUUUGAAAUAAAUAAAGGAAAAAAUGCACAAAAAGUAACUGAAAAAAAUAACCAUAAUUUAUCAUUACUUAUUAGAGGAGGACAGCAAUGGUCACGUGUGUUGGGGUGCACUCCCGGCUAGAAAAUUUUUGAAAUUUGAAUCCCGGAAAUGCCAUUUCCUGCAUUCUGAGCAUCCAAAUUUGCUCUAAAAUUUAUGCUAACUAUACUUGUAUUUGAAAUAAAAGAAGGAAAAAAUGCACAAAAAGUAAAAAAGAAUAUUAACCGUAGUUUAUCAUUACUUAUUAGAGGGAUAAUCCCCAGAAAAUUUUUGAAACUUGAGACCCGGAAAUUCUAUUUCCUGCAUUUUGAGCAUCCAAAAAAUAAAAAAUUAUUAACAAAAAUUUAUCAUUACUUAGUGGUAGAAAAACGUAACAAUUUAAAUCGAUUUUGUUAAACAAGGACAAGGGAUAAAGCCUAAAACUUACUUUCCAUUUAUCUAUUUGUUAAUCUUCGCCGGUUUGUUUGUAUAAUUUUAGGAAAAAGGGACUUUUCCUGGGGGGGGGGACAAAAUGUGAUUUCGUGCGGGGCACAAGGGGGGACUGGGGGGCAUUUGCCCCCCCCCCCAGCUUGUAUGUUAAAAAAGGCCCUGAUUUAAGAUGCCACGAUUGCAAUUUUAGAUCACCCCUGAUGAAGACAUUAGACUGGAGUGUCGAAACGUUGGGUCUUGAUUACAAUUCGACUGGGCUUUGUAAUCAUUUAUUUAAACCAGAAUAGCAAGCGAAACAUGACUUAAUAGACAUCUUGAGAAUUGCCAGAAAGAUUAUCCGGACACAGUGGAGGAGCUUAAGGAUAGCACAUACGUGGACGAUGUGAUUUCUGGAGGUGAAACUAUCAAGCAAGUGCAAAAGUUCAAGGAAGAGUCUGUUGAACUAUUUAGCCAAGGAGGAUUUCCAUUGCACAAGUGGCACUCAAGUGACCCUCGGUUUGAGGAGCAGCAAUCAGCGGAUGAAGAUCAAGCAUAUGCAAAGGAGGAGUUGGGUACAAAACCAGCCGAAACAAAGAUUCUCGGGAUGAAGUGGGACAAGGCGAGAGAAUACUUUAGCAGUUGACAGCAUAGUGGCUCUCUAUUGGAUUAAGAAUAAAGACGGUGAAUGGAAACAGUUCGUGUCCAACCGAGUUGCAGAAAUACAACAGAAAGAGUUAAUCUGGCAACAUUGUCCAACCACCCAAAAUCCUGCAGACAUCGGUAACCGAGUCGGAAAUAUCCAACAGCUGAGAAAUUCUACGUGGUGGACAGGAUCGACAUGGUUAGCUGACGAGAACAAGUGGCCAACCGAUAUAACUCUAAAGAAAACCAAGGAAGUUAGCGAAGAACAUAGAGUAACCGUACAGAAAUUACACACAAUUGUUAUGAAAGAGAACAAUUUGAACGAUCUUCUUGUGAAAUGGAACCUCUGGAAGGUUUUGCGUAUUGUUGCAUGGAUUUUCAGAUUCGUGUCUAACAAAACGAAGCAGAGAAAAACGAAAGGCGUUUUGACUACCAAUGAGAUUAAUCAUACUGAAACUUUCUGGAUAAAACUCGUUCAGGAAGAAGCGACCAAAGAAGAAAACCAUUCAGCUAUCGCAUCUAAGCUGGGUUUGGAAGCAGAUGAAAAGGGAGUACUAAGGUGCAAAGGACGGAUAAUCGGGGAGCAUCCAGUCUACCUUCCAAGAAAUCAUCGCUUCUCGAGUCUCGUGGUUUCUGAUGUCCACGAACGUACUCUCCACGGAGGAGUAGGGCUAACGAUGGCCAAAAUUCGACAGAAAUGGUGGAUCGAAAAGCUAAGAUCCUUGGUCAAGUCGGUGCUACACAAGUUCAAUACAUGUGUGAAGUACAGAUCAAGACCUCUACCAACACCAACGCAAGCGCCGUUACCAGAAUUCCGCGCUACGGGAAGUCGGACAUUUGAAACAGUAGGGCUUUGAUUGAUUGAUUGAUUGAUUGAUUGAUAGUGAUUUAUUAACACAUCUCAAAAGGGCUUUUCAGUGAUAAUUUACAAAUACAUGUCCUAAAAUGUUUAAUACAGGUAAAACACUAAUUAUAUACGUCUCUAUAAUCUAUAACAUUGGCGUGAUUAAACGUCAUAUAUAACAAAGCUGAAAUAAAUCUUUGAACUAACACGUUCUUAAGUUUAUUUUUAAAAGUUGAAAUGUUUUCGCAUAGUUUUACAGAUUCAUCGAUAGUGUUCCAUAUCUUACAUGCACGAUAUAUAAAUGUGCAUUGUCCAGAAGUUGUCCUAAACUUUGGCGGGCGUAAAUUGCCAUCACUACGUAAAUUAUAAUGACGCUUUCUCUGUUGACAGGACGUUACUUUUGAACAUAAGUGA
Paramuricea clavata is the source of this 25924-nucleotide messenger RNA. The record is from the annotation of a GenBank genome assembly. NCBI's taxonomy places the organism in Eukaryota, Metazoa, Cnidaria, Anthozoa, Malacalcyonacea, Plexauridae.